CGCCCGGUGACGCUCCAGGGGGCGGAGUCUCGGCGCUGUAGUGACAGGGGAGACUCAGAGCGCAGAGACUUCGCGAAGGAUCAGGGGGCUCGGGGGGCUCAGGAUGGGUCAGUAGCCGCUGGACAGGAUGUUCGUUCCGCUCUUGUGGGCAGCUGUCUGCGGGGGGCUCCUGAUGGGCGCAGUUUUAGUGAGAGAGCUGAGCAGCCAAUCAGAUGAAAGGAAAGAAAAUUAAGGAAAAGGGGAUGCGAGGGGACAAUCGCAGGUUUGCUCUGCAGAUCCAGUGCUACCAGUGUGAAGAAUUUCAGUUGGAUGACUGCUCUUCCCCAGAAUUCAUUGUCAACUGCACAGUCAAUGUCCAGGACACUUGUCAGAAGGAAGUGAUGGAGAACAGUCACGGGAUAUUGUACCGCAAGUCCUGUGCCUCGUCUGGUGCCUGCCUCAUCGCCUCUGCCGGUUACCAAUCAUUCUGCACCCCGGGCAAAGGGAACUCUGUGUGUAUCAGCUGCUGUAACACGCCUCUCUGCAAUGGGCCCCGGACAAAGAAGAAGGGCAAUACUGCAGCCGCUUUGCAGGGGCAUGUUUGGGCCACGCCUGUGUUACUAAUGGUGGCCCUGGGGACCGUACAGCUCUAAAGUACAUGGCACUUUUUUUUUUAGGAAUCCUGCUUUCUGGUAGCUGUUUGCAAUUUCUUUCCAAAGCAAUGACAAGUCACCAGAAAUAUAUAUAUGUAAAUAUAUAUAUAUAUUUAUGUGUUAUAGAAAGAGAGACAUUUUUAAAAUCUUUAUUUCUUUUUGGGGGUUCAGUGAAACCUUUUUUAUUUGAACUCAGCACUUCCAUAAAGGGCCCUGUGUCUGUGCGCACCCUGGUAGCAUAUUAAACAAGCACAUCACAAACUGAUGAUUCUGCUCUUCUCUUGCA
This is a messenger RNA of Xenopus laevis (African clawed frog), 918 nucleotides long. It is a transcript of the gene lypd1.L, whose product is annotated as ly6/PLAUR domain-containing protein 1. NCBI's taxonomy places the organism in Eukaryota, Metazoa, Chordata, Amphibia, Anura, Pipidae. The record is from RefSeq and is a predicted model, not a curated record. The transcript has 4 exons. Bases 213 to 632 code for a protein of 139 amino acids.